Messenger RNA from Aegilops tauschii subsp. strangulata, 726 nucleotides. RefSeq lists its product as uncharacterized. The record is from RefSeq and is a predicted model, not a curated record. Lineage: Eukaryota; Viridiplantae; Streptophyta; Magnoliopsida; Poales; Poaceae.
AUGGCCGGCGGCCAAGCGCAGGAGGGAGUUGGUCGUGCAUCAAAGGAGGGCCGGCGGGAUCGUGUGGAGGCGCUCGUCGGCGUGGAGGCGCGUGGAGGACGGAGGCCGGCGGCGGGAGAGUUGUUCGUCGUUUGCACUAGGUACUUCAAGCAUGUGCUUUUUGCUAUUGGGGAGCUUAGAGGAGAGAUGAUUAGGAGACCAUCUAGUCAGACUCCACCCAAGAUUCGCGGAAGCCCAAGAUGGUAUCCAUACUUCAAGGAUUGCAUUGGGGCAAUAGAUGGUACUCAUGUCACUGGCAGAGUUCCUAUGUCACAGUCUGCAGCAUACAGGGGGAAGAAGCACUACACAAGCCAGAAUGUGCUUGCUGCUUUUGACUUUGAUCUGAAGUUCAUAUAUGUGCUGGCUGGCUGGGAGGGGCACUCCAGCCUUAGAGUAGCUGUUGAGAGGGCAUUUGGAGCUCUGAAGAAUAGGUUUAAGAUCCUGGAUCAGAAGCCAUUCCGCCCAUACUCCACUCAGAUUAAGCUUGUUCUUGCUUGUUGCAUUCUGCAUAACUGGAUCCUCCAGUGGGGCUUUGAUGAACACGUGCCUGAGGAGGAAGAGGUCGAGCCUGAUAAUAUUGUUAGCUCCGGCCAUGGUGUGGAGGCAUUUGACAAUGACGCUUGGAAGAACAAAAGGUUGGAGUGGGCAGAGGCAAUGUGGCUUAACAGGGGUCAGUGCAUGAUUUGA